Cylicocyclus nassatus is the source of this 447-nucleotide messenger RNA. The record is from the annotation of a GenBank genome assembly. Lineage: Eukaryota; Metazoa; Nematoda; Chromadorea; Rhabditida; Strongylidae.
AUGAAAACAUACGGUAACUGUGCGAGUAUUACACGCGGAAUAUUUUACUGCGCUCUUUUUACUUUUCUGGGUGUUUCUAUUCUUGCCGCAACUCCUCCCGAGAAAGAUCCAACGAUUCCUCCCAAAGACCCAGAGAAUUUGGAAUGUGAUCAGCAACAUCCAAAAUGUUAUGAUAAUCGCAUAGACAAAGACCAUAGAGUUCUAUUGCUGCACCAUAUUACGGACGAAUGCCAGAAAAAACAUCAGCUAAAACAUGAGCUGGAAUAUAGUUGCUGGACCGAAUGUCAUGCAUGGUGGCCUCUGAAACACUCACCUUUGGGACCACCCGAACUAGUUCCGCGCGAUGUCUUCCUUGUUUACGCCACACUUCACAUAGAAAAGACUUUCAGCGCUAUGCAUUUCGAUACUCGAUUGUGUGAUGUGAGUUACAUGGAGUACAAAAAUUAG